Impatiens glandulifera is the source of this 8543-nucleotide messenger RNA. Its product is annotated as protein SABRE. The transcript has 24 exons. The record is from RefSeq and is a predicted model, not a curated record. The coding region runs from base 380 to 8161 and encodes 2593 amino acids. Lineage: Eukaryota; Viridiplantae; Streptophyta; Magnoliopsida; Ericales; Balsaminaceae.
CAAAUUCCGAUCAAAGAUGGUCGUUCUCUUUCUGUGCGUGUAUUGAACUCCCAGAAGAGCAUUCAUUAUAUACACAUAUAUAUAUAUAUAUAUUUAUUGGGUCGAACAUCAUUCUUCAGUCACUAGCGAGAAUCGUGUGCGUUACUUUUGAUCUUUAAGCCUCGACGACCACUUCAUCCAUCCAUCUUGGGAAUUCCGUUUCCUUUCUGGGUCAUGUGAAGAUUUGUUUUUUCUGAAUUGCUUAUGCACCGAGAUGAUUAGCAGCUAGUUGAUAUGAAGAAAUGCCCAUCGACUGCAUUUUACUCGAAUUGUUGACUCUGAGUGAUGCAUCGAGUGUAGAAGAAGGGAGUAUCACCGACUUACCCAAUUUCCCUUCGAAAUGUCUGCAUCUCCAGUCAGCUUCCUUUUUGGAUUUCUCUUUAUCUCCAUCAUUCUAUGGCUGUUUUUCAUGUUUGCUUCCCAGUUAUUAGCUUGGAUCCUAAGCCGGAUCUUGGGAGCUUCCGUUCAAUUCCGGGUUGGUGGAUGGAAAUGUUUAAGGGAUGUAUCUGUGAAGUUCAAAAAGGGUGCUGUUGAAUCUGUAUCUGUUGGUGAAAUUAAACUCAGCUUUAGGCAAUCACUGGUCAAACUUGACCCCAAACUACAAGUGUUGAUAAGUGAUUUGGAGGUAGUUAUGAGAUCUUCAACUAAAAGCUCUCUGAAAACCAGAUCUCGAAGAUCCCGUUCUUCAGGUUCAGGCAGAGGAAAGUGGAUGGUUGUGGUUAAUGUGGCAAGGUUUUUGUCCUUUUCUGUAACAGAAUUGUUGGUGAAGACCUCCAAAGCUACUGUAGAAGUCAAAGAACUAGGGAUUAACAUAUCCAAAGAUGAUGUCUCCCAGCAAGAUUUGUCAGUUAAAUUAUUUAUUCUGCCAAUCAUUAUUCACUUGGGUGAUCAACGUGUUAGUAUUGACCAAUCCUCCAGCUUUAAAUAUGAAGGAUACAUGUCCACCAGUCAGGCAUCAGUCGUCCCAACUGGGAAGACCUUGUCUCCUUUCUUCUGUGAAGAAUUUUCAUUGUCAUGUGACUUUGGUCAUAAUAGGGAAUCUGGAAUUGUAAUUAGGAACAUGGACAUAACAAGUGGGGAAGUUGUGUUAAACUUAAAUGAGGAACUCUUUUCUAAAAAGAAGAGUUCAUUGGAUCCCUUUCCUAAUGAUACUGAAGUUCUCGAUUCCAAUUCAAAUUCUAGCAAUACAAAAAGCCUGGGUUCACCAAUAAUGAAGUAUACUUCUUUGAUUCCCGAGAAGCUCUCCUUCAGUAUGCCCAACUUGGCUGUAAAGUGCAUAAUUAGGGGAUGCGAUCUUGCUCUUGAAAAUAAUAUAAUGGGUAUUCAAGUGAGGAGCACCAAAUCGAAGUCUGUUGAAGAUGGGGGUGAGAACACACGCCUUGAUAUUCAUAUGGAUUUUAGUGAGAUUCAUAUUAUCAGAGAAGAUGGCAUUUCUUUUCUGGAGAUUUUGAAGCUUCAUGUUUUCUGUUUGGCUUACAUUCCUUUUGAGCCUGGUUUGCCUAUCAGAUCAGAAGUUGAUGUUACGCUUGGGGGUACUCAGUGUAACCUUAUUUUGAGCAGAGUGAAGCCAUUGAUACAUCUAAGAUCCUCAAAAAAUCAGGAAAUGGUACUUCAAGAGGGGACAUACUAUUCAAAGAGGAAGAAUUCAACUGAUCUUAAAGCAUUCAUGUGGACUUGUUAUGUCUCAGCUCCGGAGAUGACAAUUGCAUUAUAUAAUCUGAGUGGGUCACCAGUGUACCAUGGUUGCUUGCAAUCAUCCCACGUUUAUGCUAAUAAUAUAUCAAGUACAGGUGUUUCAACGCACAUGGAACUUGGUGAAUUGAAUUUACUCAUGGCUGAUGAAUAUCAAGAAAGCUUGUUUGGGGUGGAAACCAACAAAGGUUCCUUACUGCAUAUUGCAAAAAUUGGCCUGGACUUGGGCAGAAAAGAUAUGGAAUCAAUUGAGGAUGGUUCUAAAAGUAAAUUGGUUCUUUCUGUUGAUGUGACUGGUAUGGGGGUUCACUUGACCUUUAAGCGUGUUGAAUCUCUUGUUACUACGGGCUUAUCCUUGAAGUCUCUACUGAAGGGACCUGCUUCAAGUAGAAAAUCAUCUCAGAAUCCAGGAAAAUCAUUAAAACCAUCAGGGAAGAAGGGGAUUCAAUUUAUAAAAUUUAAUCUGGAAAGGUGCUCUGUCAACUAUAAUGGAAAUAUUGAACUGGAUAAUACAGUUAUUUCUGAUCCCAAACGAGUAAACUAUGGUUCUCAAGGUGGUCGAGUCAUAGUAAGUGUUUCAGCUGACGGGACACCACGUAAUGCAACCAUAAUGCCCACAGUUCUAGAUGGAUGCAAGCACUUAAAGUAUACUACGUCUCUUGACAUAUUCCAUUUCAGUUUCACUAUGAACAAGGAGAAACAGUCCAUGCAGACUGAGCUAGAAAGAGCCAAAUUUAUCUAUCAGGAAUAUUUGGAAGAUAAGAAGCCCGGUACAAAAGUACAAUUGUUUGAUAUGCAGAAUGCGAAGCUUGUACGUCGAUCUGGUGGCCUCAAAGAGGUUGCAAUUUGCUCUCUUUUCAGUGCUACAGAUAUUUCGGUCAGGUGGGAGCCUGAUAUUCAUAUAGCUCUUUUCGAACUUAUGCUGCAAAUAAAGUUACUCGUGCAUCAACAUAACGAUCGGGAAACUGAUAAAAAACUCGUGGAUAAUACCCUCAUGAGUGGUUACAAGCAGGAAGUAGGUUUGAAGGAACCUGCACAAAAUGAGAAACAACGAAAGAAAAGGGAUUCUCUCUUUGCUAUUGAUAUUGAAAUGCUGAAUAUAUCAGCCGCGGUUGGGGAUGGGGUUGAAGCCACACUUCAGGUUCAAUCAAUAUUUUCCGAGAAUGCAUCUAUAGGAGUUCUCCUUGAAGGACUCAUACUUGCUUUCAAUGAAGCAAGGGUAUUUAAGAGUAGUCGGAUGCAAAUUUCCUGCAUUCCAAAUGUUACUGGAACUUCCAAUUCAAAAUCAGAGUCCGUCACUACAAAGGACUGGGUUAUACAAGGACUAGAUGUCCAUAUUUGCAUGCCGUACAGAUUGCAGUUGCGUGCAAUUGAUGACUCCAUUGAAGAAAUGUUGAGAGCAUUGAAGCUUGUUACUGCAGCUAAAACAAAGCUCCUUUUCCCUAUUAAGAAAGAAAGUGCAAAACUUAAAAAAGCUAGUUCAACAAAAUUCGGAUCUGUUAGAUUUUGCAUCCGCAAGAUAUCUGCUGAGAUAGAGGAAGAACCAUUUCAGGGUUGGCUGGAUGAACACUAUCAUCUGAUGAAAAUUGAAGCUUGUGAAUCAGCUGUCAGAUUGAAAUUUCUGGAUGACCUUCUCUCCAGAGUUGUUGAACCUCCUGAAACCUCAGAAGUAAAUAAUCCAAUUCCUGAAGCUAAAUUUGUUUACAAGGGGGAGGAAAUUAACACUCAUGAUGUCUUAGCCCUUCAAAGAGUCCGAGAGGAUAUUUACAAGCAAUCCUUCCAGUCCUAUUACCGGGCAUGUAAAAGUCUCAUGCCAUCAGAAGGUUCCGGUGCUUAUAAGACAGGAUUUCAGUCUGGCUUUAAGCCCAGCAUUAACAGGAAUUCUCUUCUUUCCAUCUUGGCAACAGAUUUAGAUUUAACCUUGACAAAAAUUGAAGGUGGUGAUGCUGGGAUGAUAGAGGCUAUACAGAAGCUUGAUCCUGUCAGUAGAGAAUGCAACAUACCAUUUUCACGACUUUAUGGGAGUAACAUUCUUCUGCGCGUAGGCACACUUGUUGUACAGCUGAGAAAUUAUGCAAACCCUCUUUUUUCUGGAACUUCUGGGACAUGUGAAGGCCGUGUUGUGCUAGCUCAGCAGGCAACAUGCUUCCAGCCCCAAAUUCACCAGAAUGUCUUCAUUGGGAGGUGGAGAAAGGUCUUCAUGCUUCGUUCAGCCAGUGGCACCACUCCGCCCAUCAAAACAUAUUCAGAUUUGCCCUUACAUUUUCAGAAGGCAGAAUUUUCAUUUGGUGUGGGCUUUGAGCCUACUUUUGCUGAUAUCAGCUAUGCUUUUACGGUAGCACUUCGCAGAGCAAAUCUGAGCAUAAGGAAUCCGAAUGCUCCAGAUAUUCAGCCACCAAAGAAAGAAAAAAGCCUGCCUUGGUGGGAUGAUAUGAGGAGCUAUAUUCAUGGGAAUAUUAGUAUGUUUAUGUCAGAGACAAGAUGGAACAUCCUUGCUACACCUGAUCCAUAUGAAACACGUGACAAACUUGAACUUGUCGCUGACCAUAUGGAAAUCAAUCAGUCAGAUGGUCGUAUUUAUGUUUCUUCAAUGAACUUUAAGAUUUUUGGGAGUAGUUUGGAGACUUUAUUGAAGAACUCUAGCUUAAAGGUUCCAAUUGGUGAGUUUGGUCCUAUCUUGCAAGCUCCAUCCUUUACACUUGAAGUGAUAAUGGGAUGGGAGUGUGAUUCUGGAACUCCGAUGAAUCAUUAUUUGUUUGCACUACCAAGUGAAGGCAAACCUCGCGAAAAAGUUCUUGAUCCUUUUAGAUCAACAUCUCUGUCAUUGCGGUGGGAUUUCUCACUUAGACCGUCUUAUUUGAAAGCCACCUCAGUUGGUGAAGAAGUUGUUCUUGAUGCAUCUAGGUCUAGUCCUGUGUCAAAAUCUGAUAAUCUUGCACUUGAUUCACCAAUACUUUCAGUAGGUGCUCAUGAUCUAGCGUGGCUAAUAAAGUUCUGGAACAUGAAUUACCUUCCUCCUUACAAGUUGCGAACAUUUUCUCGAUGGCCUCGUUUUGGAAUUCAGAGAUUUGCCAGAUCAGGCAAUCUGUCAUUGGAUAAGGUGAUGACUCAAUUUAUGUUCCGUAUCGAUUCAACUCCGUCUUGUAUAAGACAUAUGCCCUUGGAUGAUGAAGAUCCUGCUAAGGGGCUAAAGUUUAAGAUGGCAAAACUGAAAUAUGAACUUUUCUACAGUCGAGGUAAGCAAAAGUUUACAUUUGAAUGUAAGCGUGAUCCACUUGAUCUUGUUUACCGCGGUCUUGAUCUUCAUACACCCAAGGCAUAUCUGGACAGAGAAGAUUGCAUGAGUGUUGCAAAAGUAAUUCAAAUGAGUAAGAGGAGGGCUUCAAAGUCUCCGUCAAUGGACAGAGUUGGUAGUGAUAAGCACAGCCCUGUAAAUGGUGGUACAGAGAAGCACCGUGAUGAUGGAUUUUUGUUGUCCUCGGAUUAUUUCACAAUCAGACGGCAAUCCCCCAAAGCAGACCCUGCAAGGUUACUAGCAUGGCAAGAAGCUGGCAGAAGAAAUACCGAAAUGACGUAUGUCAGAUCUGAGUUUGAAAAUGGGAGUGACAGUGAUGAACACACACAAUCUGACCCUAGUGACGAUGAUGGCUAUAAUGUAGUAAUAGCUGACAAUUGUCAGAGAAUCUUUGUUUACGGCCUGAAGCUGCUAUGGACAAUUGAGAAUAGAGAUGCUGUUUGGUCUUGGGUUGGUGGGAUAUCCAAGGCAUUUGAAGCUCCAAAGCCUUCCCCUUCUCGGCAGUAUGCGCAGAGGAAGUUACUUGAGCACAACCAUAACAGUCCUGAAAGAUCUCAAGAUGAGAGGUCAAAGUCACCUUCAAGCCACCAAGAUGCCGUUUCUCCUAUUAAAACAGAUUCAGAAAUAGUUCCAGCAAGGAAUGGAAAGACUAAUGUUCCUGAGGAAGAGGGAACUCGUCAUUUCAUGGUUAACAUUAUAGAACCCCAAUUCAACCUUCACUCAGAAGAAGCCAAUGGUAGAUUUCUGCUUGCUGCUGUCAGUGGUCGUGUCUUGGCACGUUCAUUUCAUUCUCAUGUGGGAUAUGAAUCAAAUGAACAAGCACUUGGUACUGGAAAUGUGCCAGAAAGUCAGCCUGAAAUGGCGUGGAACCGAAUGGAGUUCUCAGUUAUGUUGGAGCAUGUACAAGCUCAUGUUGCUCCAACAGAUGUUGACCCUGGGGCUGGACUACAGUGGCUCCCAAAAAUCCGCAGGAGCUCCCCCAAAGUGAAACGGACAGGUGCUUUGCUGGAAAGAGUUUUCAUGCCUUGUGAUAUGUACUUCCGUUAUACAAGACAUAAAAGGGGACCUACAGAUGUUAAGAGGAAACCGUUAAAAGAAUUGACAUUCAAUUCUCGUAAUAUUACAGCAACAAUGACGUCUCGUCAAUUUCAAGUUAUGCUAGAUGUGCUGACAAAUCUUCUCUUUGCUAGACUUCCCAAGCCACGAAAAGGUAGUUUGUCAUAUCCUGCUGAAGAUGAUGAAGAUGUAGAGGAGGAAGCAGAUGAGGUGGUCCCUGAUGGUGUUGAAGAGGUGGAGCUUGCAAGAAUCAAUCUUGAACAUAAAGAGAGAGAACGUAAUCUCCUUCUUUGUGACAUCAAGAUGUUGUCCAGUGAUGAUUCUUCUGGUCAUAAGAAUCUAGAAACAGAUGCUGAUAUAUGGAUCAUAGAUGGCAGGCGGUCCACUCUGAUUCAGAGAUUGAAAAAUGAAGUUGGUAAUGCAAAAAAAUUGAGAAAGGCUGCGUCUGCUUCACUAAGAGUGGCUUUGCAAAAAGCAGCUCAGCUAAGACUCAUGGAAAAGGAAAAGAACAAAACUCCUUCCUGUGCUAUGCGUAUCUCUAUGCAAAUUAACAAAGUGGUUUGGAGUCUGCUUGCAGAUGGAAAAACUUUUGCUGAAGCUGAGAUUAAUGACAUGAUAUAUGAUUUCGAUAGGGACUACAAUGAUUUUGGUGUUGCUCGGUUUACAACAAAGUAUUUUGUUGCAAGAAAUUGCUCGCAUAAUGCCAAGUUCGAUAUGAUCCUAUCUCCAUGGAAUCCUCCUCCUGAAUGGGGAAAAAAAGUAAUGCUACGGGUCGAUGCAAAGCAGGGAGCACCAAAAGAUGGGAACUGUCCUAUUGAGAAUUUCCAGGUGGACAUCUAUCCUUUAAAAAUACAUUUGACUGAAAACUUGUACCAUAUGAUAUGGGGUUAUUUCUUCCCUGAAGAAGAACAAGAUUCUCAAAGGCGACAAGAAGUGUGGAAAGUUUCAACUACUGCUGGUACAAAACGUAUGAAGAAAGGCUUAUCUAUGCAUGAAGGGUCUGCAUUAAGUAAUCCAUUAAAGGAAUUGGAGGUUUCUUCCAGGUCAAACCCUUCUGGUGGUAGCAGUCAAUCUUCUUGUCAGGCAGAUUCUUCCCAGGCCACAAAGGUAAUCCCUAGUACAAACUCAGGGAUGAGACGAACAUCCUCUUUUGAUAGAACAUGGGAAGAGAAUGUUGCAGAAUCAUUGCCCAAUGAACUAGCAAUACAGGUUCUUUCAACAAGCACGUGUUUGACAAGUGGAUCUACUGGUAUUGAACAUCAAGAUGAAGCCACUAGAAAUAGAUCAAAAGAUAUCAAAGCUAUUAAAUCAGGUCGUUCAUCCCAUGAAGAAAAGAAAUUAGGAAAACAACAAGAUGAUAAAAGGUCUAGACCUCGAAAGAUGCGGGAGUUUCACAAUAUCAAAAUAAGUCAGGUUGAACUAUUAGUCACAUAUGAAGGACCACCAUUGUCUUUUACCGAGCUAAGGUUGCUCAUGGAUACGUUUCACCGUGUCGAUUUUACUGGAACUUGGAGGCGGUUGUUCUCACGAGUCAAGAAGCACGUCAUUUGGGGAGUCCUAAAGUCGGUCACAGGAAUGCAGGGUAAGAAGUUCAAGGACAAAGCAACAAGCCAAAAGGACACAAGCGCAGCUGGUGUUCCAGAUAGUGAUCUUAUUCUCAGUGGUGACAGCGAUGGAGGUUCGGCAGAUAAAUCUGGUCAGUACCCAUUAUCUUUUUCUAAGCGUAUGGAUGAUGGAGCUGGGGAUGGAUUUGUCACAUCCAUAAAGGGCCUUUUCAAUUCCCAACGUCGAAGAGCCAAGGCAUUUGUUCUUCGUACCAUGAGGGGUGAGGCAGAGAAUGAUUUCAAUGGGGAUUGCAGCGAAAGUGAAAAUGAGCUCCCUCCUUUUGCGAGGCAACUAACUAUAACUAAGGCUAAGAAACUCCUUAGACGACACACAAAGAAGUUCCGUUCUAGGGGAUCAAAAGGUCUAAUUAAUCCCCAGCAACAGAUGGAAUCCCCAUCAUCACCAAGGGAGACUACACCAUUCGAAAGCGGCUCUUCUGGUGGAUCUUCUCCAUACGAAGAUUUUCGUGAGUAGAAGAAGAUGUUAACAUUAAAUGACCCGCUUAUUGGCAAAGUUUAAAUGGAGAUAUGAUCAUCCUCUUUUGUGUAUAAAUGGGAGCUGUCACAGCAAGUAAACUAAAAUCAAAGAAAUAAUCAUGAUUAGUUUUUUCCCUGUGUAACUAGCAGCAGCAGCAGCAGCAGCAUCCCUUUUUCAUUUCACUUGAGAAUUGUACUCUUUACCGGCGAUGAAAAUGAUGACGAUGAUCUGCAAUCUUAACUAUUAUGGUUUGUCAAAGAGUUUAUUAUAUAACAUGAUUUGGUCAGAUAUAUAUCUCCAUAGCCGGAAACAACAUCAGAACAGCAGAUAUUCUCUUAAUAUUUUCAUACAAAAAUAAAUUACUUAAUUUUUGUCUUCA